This is a messenger RNA of Aedes aegypti (yellow fever mosquito), 1843 nucleotides long. RefSeq lists its product as uncharacterized. Gene Ontology annotation, molecular function: endonuclease activity. The transcript is spliced from 3 exons. Gene Ontology annotation, biological process: maturation of 5.8S rRNA; maturation of LSU-rRNA. The record is from RefSeq and is a predicted model, not a curated record. Gene Ontology annotation, cellular component: Las1 complex; preribosome, large subunit precursor. Bases 136 to 1803 code for a protein of 555 amino acids. Lineage: Eukaryota; Metazoa; Arthropoda; Insecta; Diptera; Culicidae.
UGUUCGCGUGGUGCGCGAGUUCAAUUCACGUGCGUGUUGGCAGCGGUUUGAAACGUUAAUUUUUGUACAUUAUUGAUUGUAAUUUUUGUAUAUUAGCUUCAAUAAUUGUGAUUCUUCAGUUUUGAACCUUAAAUCAUGAACGUCGACAACGUGCCGCAGGAAUUUCCUCCGAGUGAUAUCGAUUGCAAGCGCAAAGGAAUCACCCACAUUUCAGCAUGGGCAGACAAAGAUGAAUUCCUCACCGUAUUCAAUCGAAUCUUCCAAAUGGGUAAAUCGCCACUAGAAGCGAAAACGGCCGCUCUCCAAACGCUCAAAGUGUGGAAGAUCCGACAGGGCAAGCAUACCCCGAUCAGUAUCCUCUGUACGAUUACCAUUCUGGAGGCUCAGCUGUACGACGAAAAGAACCGGAACCAGGAUGGGACGACGGACAUUGCCAAUGAGGUGAAGAGCAUGUACGCGGGAGCAUUCACUCGAUUCAUCAAUCACUUGUCGGAGUAUCGUCAGCAGACUGGUGCUGGACGGAAAGGCAGUAUGGCCAAUCGCGUGAAAGAGAUCGGAAUCGAAGGAUUUUUGGUCGAGCUGCGUCAUCUUUGCGCACACAGUUCGAUGUCCAUCGCUGUGGACGUAUUUCGCCGAUCAGCGGAAUAUUGCAUGAAUUGGCUAAAGGCCAGCUACUGGAAGCGGGAACUGGAACAGAUGCAGAGCUGCGAAAAGCAGCAGAUCAAAGGGGUGGGAUUGGGUGAUAAGUUUCGAAACGAGUUGGAGUACAUUGCGAAAGUGUACGAUAUAACGACCAAGGCCAUCCACAAGGGAGCCAAGUCUGUGAGUGGGGCUGAAAAGGAACUGACACCUACCCAGUUCCAGAUGCUUCAGGAGCACAUUCGUGCGAACAAGGUCGAUCAGUUGCGAACGGUAGUUUUCGAUGUGUGCCGAUACCUCUCAGACACAAUUCAAUUGCCCAAGCAUCCUGAAACGGUGCCCACAGUUUGCAACGUGUUUUUGGAAUGUUGCCAAUACAUGUUUGAGGCUCCCGUUACCGGAAUCACCCAAGGCCUGGCGAACAUCCAUCAGCAGUUCUUCCAAACGCUAGUCGCAAAGGGUUACAUACAACAGUACUGGGAAAAACUGAUGGAAAUUUGCGAAGACGAACAGGAGACGCCCGAAAGACGCCAGGGAGCUAAGUUUUGGGCCACGGAAGUUGCACUGGCGUUCCGGUUGUUGAAAAAAUUUAAAAAGUUGCUACAGAAGGCGCCAGAACGAACGCUUCAGUUCAAUCAGAAGGAACAUACGAGGAAGAUGAGCAAAACGGUACGGGCAAUCUAUCAGAACAAAUUGAGGGUGGAUUUGCACAAUACGAUUGUGCUGGGGAUGUCCGCCAAUUGUCCGUGGCAUUUGCAGCUUUCGAGGACUUACCUGAUGGCAAGGAUUAUGAACGUCAAUGCGUACACCAAGGAAAUUUUACCUAUCAUUCUAGCCCUGGCCGAACCCCACCUCAAACUGUCCCAGCGGGAAACGAUCGAAGCCGCUGCUGAGAAGUACACCAUGAACUAUCUGGCCGCGCUGGAGGAUGGGGAGCAGGAUGCUUCGGCAACUUCUACACCGAAGCGACCCGGUACAGGCGCUGCCGGUCGCCGUCAUGACAAGAUUUACACCUUGGACGACAUUCUUCGGAAGAGGAAUACGAACGGUGCGGAUGAGGCUACCAGUGCCAAGAAACCGAAACAGCUGGGCGUGUGGAAAACGACGGACAAUGAGGACCUCGAUUGGGGUAAGUGCCCUCUGGGGAAGCUAGUGUGGGAUUGAGAAAUGCUGGAAUUGUGGCAAUAAAUGGGCAAACUCUAAA